Molecule: messenger RNA, 1344 nt
Organism: Closterium sp. NIES-65
Lineage: Eukaryota; Viridiplantae; Streptophyta; Zygnematophyceae; Desmidiales; Closteriaceae
Source: the annotation of a GenBank genome assembly
AUGGCGGCUGGGUUGGGGAAAAUCGAGGACGUGCAGCAGCAACGGCUUGGUGAUGUGCUGCACAUCCCAAACAGGCCCACUACGCUACUCCCAACACUAUCUCUCUUGGUCGCCUCGUUCCUAUUCCUUCCGUUCCUGUUUCCUGACCUCGCCUCGUUUGAGCGCACUGCGGACUUGAUUACUCACCUCCGCUCGCUCGAUUCUAGCUACCGCGCUGCUUGCACUGACGCACAGCUUGCACUACUUCCUCCCCCCAUUGCAAUUACUAUUGAUUUCAUCGCCACCGGCCUCCUUGACCUCUUUGCCUCGGUUCUUGAUGCGCUUCUUUUGAAGCACCCUACUGAGCUCACUAUCGGGGUCCUUGAGUCUGCGCUCAAGGAUGUCGAGAGCAACCUCCGCUCCAUAGCCUCCGCCUCUGGUGCUGUGCCCCCUCCGCUGUUUCACGGGUGCACUGUCCCUCAGCUGCCCACCUUCACUGCCUCCUUCGCCACUGCCGCUAGUGACGUGACUGCAGCUGCUGUUACGACUUCUUCGUGGUCUCGGGGUAGGAGUGGCAGGAGGGGUGGUCAUGGUGCGGGCGGAGGCGGCGGAGGCAGCGGGGGUGACGUUGUGAGCGGUGGCGGUGGGAGUGCAGGAGCUGGAGGAGCUCCUCGUGCAGCGGCUGGUGACUCCACUGCAGCGGCUGGUGGAGGUGACGCUCUGGUUCGUCAGCCACCUACAGGCCUGCCAGACGCAGGGGGUGGAGCAGCGGCGUGGUACCUGACUCGGCAGCACCAACAGAUGCAGCCCCCCCUCCUCGCAGCAGCCACAGCAGCAGCAGCGGCAGCAGCAGGUUUUGGUGCAGGGGUAGCUGUGUCUGGUCACGUUCCCGUGUUUAGACCAGUUGUUGCGUCUUGCUCCUGCCGGUCGCUUGCCCACCCCACGUUUCUGUGGCACCACCAGAUGGGGCACCCGUCCCUUCCUCGUUUGCGCGCUAUGUCUAGUCAACGUCUUGUCUUAGGCCUCCCGCGUGUCUUGACGUCGCUGCUGCCUUCAAUUGCACCACCGUGCGGUCCCUGCGUCGAGGGUCGGCUGCGCGCCACCCCUCACUCCUCCUCCCUUCGUCCGGCCACCGAGCCUUUUGAGACGCUCCACUUCGACGUCUGGGGCCCCGCCUCUCGCCUUGGCCCUGAGCGUGAGCGUUUCUUUCUGGUGGUCGUUGACGACUACUCCACAGUGUUCCCCCUGGCGAAGAAGUCAGAGGGCUCCUUUGACUUCACCUUUUACCACCCUCCCCUUCACCGGUUCUUUGACUCCCGUGACAUCAGUUUCGACAAGUCCGUCCCCUACUACGUUAGCUAUUGA